This is a messenger RNA of Penicillium coprophilum, 1875 nucleotides long. Its product is annotated as putative mRNA cleavage factor complex component Pcf11. NCBI's taxonomy places the organism in Eukaryota, Fungi, Ascomycota, Eurotiomycetes, Eurotiales, Aspergillaceae. Gene Ontology annotation, biological process: termination of RNA polymerase II transcription. Bases 1 to 1875 code for a protein of 624 amino acids. Gene Ontology annotation, molecular function: mRNA binding; RNA polymerase II complex binding. Gene Ontology annotation, cellular component: cytoplasm; mRNA cleavage factor complex. The transcript is spliced from 5 exons. The record is from RefSeq and is a predicted model, not a curated record.
AUGUCUGGCCUGGUUUCCGACGAAAUUGCCGAGGACUACAAGAGUUCUCUGGAGGAUCUAACCACCAACGAUGGAAUUCAGAUUCGUACUCUGACUGUCAUCGCCAAAGAGAAUACCGAACACGCAAUGGCUAUCUCCCGGGUCCUGGAGAACCACAUUCGAACAACACCACCCCUGCAGAAGCUUCCAGCCCUCUAUGUAGCCGAUUCCAUCGUCAAGAAUGUUGGAAGCCCUUACACCCUCUUCCUUGGCAGGAACAUGUACCAGACAUUCAUGAAUGUGUAUACUUUGGUCGAUGGAAAUACUCGAAGGAAGUUGGAUGAGAUGCUCAACACGUGGAAGCAGCCGGCUCCAGGUUCCCUGGACACACGCCCAGUCUUCCCUCCCGACAUCACACGCAACAUUGAGACUGCUCUCAUUAAAGCUCGCACUGCAGCUUUACAACAACAACAGGCCAGGGCUCAACCAGACAUACUCGGGCGUAGUCGUGGAAGUGGAACUCCGACUGGGUGGACCAACAGCCCUACACCACCUCAGAACAUGCCUCGGCCUCCGCAAAACCAGUUCCCCAACAAUGGUUCCAAUUCGGCACCUCCCCAGACUCAUCGACAUGAUAUUGAUUUGAGCUACCUCAAUCGAGAUGUGGAUGCCUUGAUUGCUUCUGCAAAGAUUGACUUUGCUAACAGUCCUUUUAACCCCGUCUCUCGACAACGCCUAAAGGCAUUAGUAGAUCUUCAGGCCAUUCUACAGAAACAACAGCUCGCCCCAGAUCAGUUGAAACUUGUCCGCGAUCAAGUCUCAGCGCUUGCUGCCACAAGACCGCCGUCGGUUGCCCCUAACGCUGCUACGAAUGGCUCAGUAGUGUCCACUCCGCAAAUUCCGACGCCACCAGCGCAACCAGUCUCGCAGCCUCUUCACCAGCUAUUAAACCAGAACACUCUCGCCGAGCUGAUAAAAGCUACCGCUUCGCGUCAACAAUCCACUCCACCACCUCAAAUCCCAGCAGCGUUGCCUCAGAUGCCCCAAUAUCCUCACCAAAGCACCCCUCCACAGCCAGCGCCGGAGAACCCUCUGAUUGCGGCCUUGAGGGCACGUGGUCUUCUACCUGGUGGGCCGACACCCUCACCUCUUACGCCUUCGACUUCGACGCCAGCGUCUGGAAGAUCUAAUUUGCCGUUCAUCUUGCCCCAUGGACUGCAACCUACACCCUCAAUUUCGUCUCAAGCUGCAAUUCCCUCCAAUGGAUCCUCUGGAGUUCCUAUGAACACCGCGUCUAUGAAGAUCCCUCGAUUCGGACUCAUUGUCUCUCUUUAUGAUUCCCGACCAAACCGAUGUGGAACUUGCGGCCGUCGCUUCUUAACCACGGACGAAGGCAAGGAAAUGAAGGCACGACAUCUGGACUGGCAUUUCAAGACCAAUCAGCGCAUGACCGAGUCCUCCAGACGAGCUCAAAAUCGCAGCUGGUAUGUUGACGAAAGGGACUGGAUCAAAUCUCGAGAGGCUGGCGACGUGAAUGGCGCUGCGGACCCCCAAGCUGCCGCCGAAGGGGCUGCAGAUGGGGAUGGAAAUAUCAAACAAGAGCCGCCAAAGCCAUGGAUUCGAGCUCCAAACGAUGCGACUCUCCGCAAUACCCCUUGCCCCAUCUGCCAGGAGAAGUUUGAAUCGACCUGGUCUGAGGACGUUCAGGACUGGAUCUGGCAAGAUGCAACCAAGGUCGGAAGUCGUGUGUAUCAUGCAAGCUGCUAUUCUGAAGUGACCAAGGGCCCUGCACCGACACGUCAAACACGGACCAGCACGCCCGACUCUGUCUUGGGCAAGCGGAAAGCUGAAGGGGAAUCUCCAAGCCAGAAGACACGCAUCAAGACCGAGAUGUGA